Cylicocyclus nassatus is the source of this 812-nucleotide messenger RNA. The record is from the annotation of a GenBank genome assembly. Lineage: Eukaryota; Metazoa; Nematoda; Chromadorea; Rhabditida; Strongylidae.
GAUUUUCAGAUUUAUUUGGUGUCAUCGCUCAAGGUUUUGUCAGUGUAGAAGCUUUAUUACGAGCUAGCCAAGAUGACGAUCAGUAAGAAUAACAAGAUGAUGGCUCACUUGAACUACAGGAUGAAGGUGAUCCUACAAGAUGCUCGAACUUUCGUUGGAUACUUCAAAGCCUUCGAUAAGCACAUGAAUAUCUUGCUGGCAGAUUGUGAAGAAUUUCGACAAAUCAAACCCAAGCCAGGGAAGAAGAUUGCCGAAGGCGAAGAGAAACGAACGCUUGGCCUAGUUCUACUCCGUGGUGAACAUAUCGUUUCGAUGACAGUUGACGGACCUCCACCAAAGGAUGACGAUACCGUCCGUCUUCCAAAGGCUGGUGGUAUCGCAGGACCCGGACAGUCAAAGCCUGUCGGACGUGGAAUGCCUGUUAUGCCUCCUGGGAUGCCACCAGUACCAGCAGCAGGACUCGCCGGUGCUGUUAGAGGUGUUGGAGGUCCGGCAAUGGGUGUAAUGCAACCAGGUUAUGGCGCUGGUGUCCCCCCACCCGGCAUGCCGAUGCCACCUCGUCCAGGUUACUGAAACCUCAGAUCUCACUAAACUGCGUUAGUAAGCCCUCUUUGGUUGCUGGCGAUUUUCUUACGUGUUGGAUUGAAUUUCUUUGCUGUAUUGUAUAGUAAAAAGCAUGGUACCAGUAUGUAUCAGCAGUUAUUUUUGGCUCCUUUCUGUUACUAUAUCAUGUUUUGUGGUUUGAAAAUGUUGAGAACAAUCAUUUGUGUAUCGUUAUUUUUCACUAUUCUGUUGUAAAAUAAACUCAUUGC